Messenger RNA from Lathyrus oleraceus (garden pea), 1725 nucleotides. RefSeq lists its product as uncharacterized. Lineage: Eukaryota; Viridiplantae; Streptophyta; Magnoliopsida; Fabales; Fabaceae. The record is from RefSeq and is a predicted model, not a curated record. Gene Ontology annotation, biological process: proteolysis. The transcript has a single exon. Gene Ontology annotation, molecular function: aspartic-type endopeptidase activity. The coding region runs from base 1 to 1725 and encodes 574 amino acids.
AUGACGUAUACUGAGUUGUAUCCAUCAUUGUUGCAAAAAGGAUUGGUGACUCCCAGACCUUUGGGUCCUCCACCAAAUCUUUUGCCUCCGUGGUACAAUCAAGAUGCCCAUUGUCCUUUCCAUGAGGGCGCUCCUGGGCAUGAUUUGGAAGGAUGCUAUGCUUUGAAGCAUAUCGUGCAAGAGUUGGUUGAUAAGAAGAUCCUUUCAUUCCGAGAUGUUGGACCCAACGUAAAAAGUAACCCUCUGCCGGCGCAUGGUGAUGUUAAUUCCAUUGAGUAUGUUUCUGAUGUUUGUAUAAUCAAAAAUGUUGAAGAUGUUAAAACUCUGUUGAUAGCACUCCAUGCAAGAUUGGUGGGAGAUAGUUUGAUUGAUACCUGUCACAACAACUGUGAAGAAUGUGUCGUUUGUCCAAGGGGGUGUAAAGUGGUACGAACUGAUAUUCAAAACUUGAUGAAUCAAGGUGUUUUACAAGUUUGUAGUCCUACAACAAACGAGGAAAUUUCAGGCAUUGAACCCUUUUUCAAUCUUCCAGAGCCUGUUGAGAUAACUUAUCAAGGGAAAGAUGUUGUUCAUCCAUCACCUGUGGUAUUUUGUAUGUCUACCCCAUUUCCCUUCGAAAGCACCAAGGCGGUGCCUUGGAAAUAUAACAUAACUGUGGUAGAUGGAGUGGUAGAUGAAGAACCCAAAGAUGUUGAAGGUGAGAAAAUCUUGGAGAAUGUUGACACCAAUAUCAAGAACAUCGCAGGGACAAGUAGAAUGACCCGCAACGAUCAGAUUUAUACUCCCGAUGUCAAUAUAAUCCCUCAGGAACUAACAAGGGAAGCUACAACUGCAGUUCCUGCCCCAGAAUAUGGAGGGGUACAACCGGAGAUGCAAUCAGAUGAAGCGAUUAAAUUUUUGAAAAUGAUAAAGAAAAGCGACUACAAGAUAGUCGAUCAGUUACAUCAAACACCGCCAAAAAUAUUUAUCUUGUCCUUGCUUCUGAAUUCCCAAGCUCAUAGGGAGGCUCUACUGAAAGUGCUUGCUCAAGCUCAUGUUACUCAGGAUAUAACGGUUGGACAAUUCGAUGGGGUGGUCGCCAAUAUCACAGCUUGUAACACUCUAAAUUUCAGCAAUGAAGAGCUACCCAAGGAAGGGCAGAAUCACAACUGCGCCUUACAUGUAUCCAUAAAGUGCCAAGAAGAUGCUCUGGACAGGGUCUUAGUUGACACUGGAUCAUCCCUCAAUGUUCUACCAAAAAGAGCGCUUGCUAAAUUAUCUUACCAAGGGCCGGAGAUGAAACCCAGUGCGCUCGUGGUAAAAGCGUUUGACGAUUCCCGAAGGACAGUAGUUGGGGAGGUGGAGCUACCAAUCCAAAUCGGACCGCAUGUAUUCCCCAUUAAUUUCCAAGUCAUGGACAUAAAUCCCGCUUAUAGCUUCCUUUUGGGACGUCCGUGGAUACAUGUUGCUGGGGCAGUAACUUCUACUUUACACCAAAAAAUGAAGUUUGUCGUCAACAACAAGCUCGUCAUUGUCUCCGGUGAAGAAGAUUUCAUCAUUAGUCAACUCUCCUCUUUCUGUUAUAUUGAGGAUGAUGAAGAUGCCUUGGAGACUUAUUUCCAAGCACUUGAAAUAGCCAAUGCCACACUUGCGGAAGUAAAGGAUCAUGUUGAGGAAGCCCGUUUGUCGUUCGCCUCUUUGAAGAGCGCGAAGUCAGCAGUUGAAAGUGGAGGUCCUGCAGGUUAG